Messenger RNA from Malania oleifera, 941 nucleotides. Its product is annotated as zinc finger AN1 domain-containing stress-associated protein 12. The coding region runs from base 181 to 765 and encodes 194 amino acids. The transcript is spliced from 2 exons. Gene Ontology annotation, cellular component: cytoplasm. Gene Ontology annotation, molecular function: zinc ion binding. Lineage: Eukaryota; Viridiplantae; Streptophyta; Magnoliopsida; Santalales; Ximeniaceae. The record is from RefSeq and is a predicted model, not a curated record.
AGCGAGGACAUUAGCUGUUACAAAUAGAACUAGAACCGUCCGAUUAAAAAUGACUAUUCAGCAUCGUGCGGCGGCGCCGGGAAGGAAGCUUGACUUCUGUCCCAAGCAAACCCAACCUAUAAAUCCUUCCAGCUUCUUCCCCAACUCUCCCGAGAAAAAAAAAGAAAAAGAAAAACAGAGAUGGGAAGAGGAACAGAAGCAUUUCCGGAUCUGGGAAGACAUUGUCAAAACCCUGAAUGCAAUCAACUCGAUUUCCUUCCUUUUAAAUGCGAUGGCUGCCGAAAGGUUUUCUGUCUGGAACACAGAUCGUACAAGUCUCAUGAAUGCCCCAAAUCGGAGCACAACAGCCGGAAGGUAGUGGUAUGCGAGAUCUGUUCGACGUCGAUCGAGAUCACUGGGAGCAACGGCGGAGACGGGGUUGAGAAGGCGGCGUUGGAGAGGCACGAAAAAUCCGGGGACUGCGACCCGAGGAAGAAGAAGAAACCGGUGUGCCCGAUCAAGCGUUGCAAGGAGAUCUUGACGUUUUCGAACACCAGCACCUGCAAGAUUUGUGAAUUGAAGGUCUGCUUGAAGCACCGAUUCCCCGCCGACCAUGCCUGUAGGAAGUCCUCGUCGUCGCCGUUGGUGUCUGCCGUGGCCAGCAGAGGAACCGGCAACAAGUUCUUGAUUGCUCUGGCUGCGAGAACGGAGGGUAACGAUUGCGCGAAACAGAGUCGACGGUCGGCGUCUCCACCGUCCACUCCUCAAUCUGUCGAGGCCUGUUGAUGGAUAAUGUGUUUUUACGAGCACUGUUAAUUGUGUUUUCUUAGCCCCAAAAGUUUCUACCUUAAAACUAAUGACGUUAUUUUAUUUUAUUUUAUUUUAUUAUGCUCGUUGAUAAAAUUGAAGAAUUCAAAAAAUGAAAUUAAAAUAAUAGAUAUUAUAUAUUACACAAUUGUUUA